AUGCAUCCCACUAUCAUUAUCGCCGCUUUCCUGGCCUCAGUUGCCACCAGCAGCCCGGUGUCCGUUACUCGAUCCGAGGCAACCCUCCCCUUCACCGGCGAUCUCGCUCUUCCCCAGGAGUAUAACAGCACUGCUUGGGUCCCUGGAACUGUUCUCAAGGCACACGAGGUUCUGCUCUUCGGCGAGAACCGCGCCGAGGUUGUCCGCCAAGAUGUCUGGACCGACCUCAUCGAGCCUCAGCUGAACCAGCUCCACGCGGUUGAUGAGGCCGCCACCGGCAGCAUCAUCUCGACCAGGGACGAGCACUGGGAUAAGAAGCGAGCCUGUCAGGUCAUCACGUCCGCAGUUACGGACAAGACUGAGAACUUUGUCGACUGGGAUGUGCAGAUGUCCCCUGUUAUCCACGGUACCAACGGUCUUACUGCCGGCGCCGGUCUCGAUUACACCUUCGUAAAAGACGUCCUCAAGGGUGCCCUGAAGAUCGACUAA
Molecule: messenger RNA, 489 nt
Organism: Diaporthe citri
Lineage: Eukaryota; Fungi; Ascomycota; Sordariomycetes; Diaporthales; Diaporthaceae
Exons: 3
Coding region: 1-489 (162 amino acids)
Source: RefSeq, a predicted model, not a curated record